Molecule: messenger RNA, 1794 nt
Organism: Debaryomyces tyrocola
Lineage: Eukaryota; Fungi; Ascomycota; Pichiomycetes; Serinales; Debaryomycetaceae
Source: the annotation of a GenBank genome assembly
AUGGUAUCAAUACAAGAUCCUGUUGAUGUCAUAUAUGUCACGUCAAACGUCGAGGUGCCAACGGGGACGUUCAAGCGUGUGAAGGUUGCGAUUUGUCCUCCUACGGGCGACGGUUAUACUGAGUCGUUGAAUUCUUUCAAGGUGCCGGUGUUCCUAUUGAACGAAACGUAUCGAGUGCUUGUGAAAGACGUAGCAAAAAUAUGGAACUACCCAUCAUCGUACCAGUUAAUAAAACAUCUAGUGAAAGGUACGGGGAUGAAUAAAGGAGAGUUUUUACAUACGACAGAUUGUACCAUAAACGAAUGGUUAUUGGAGAAGAGCCUAAUAGAUGAGUCUGAAUUGAAGUAUAAGUUAUUCUACAUUGAUGCUCAGUUUUUACAUCAGGUUGUGUCCAAUAAGGAAGUCCUUGUUGGAGAUGAUAUCCCUGUGGACGACGAUGAGGACAACAUUGAGAUGAAUAGGCGGGUUUUAGGUUCGGGCGAUGAUAAGAUUACAAUAAGCCAGGUAUUCCCUCAGUACGGCUUGGUAGACUACUCUUCGCAGUUGAAUCACUCUUCCUUUAACACGUUGACCAACCUAACGAAGUUCAAUUACUACAUGAGCACGCCUGCUUAUCAGAAAUUUUUAGGGAACAGCAAAUUAUUUGUGAAUGAGAGAGAAUUAAUUUGCAGAGAAUACGAUUAUUCGUUGAUUGAAGUUCUCGAACAUGAAAGAACCAAUGAAAAUCAAGUUAAAGAGAAGAGACGGAAAGGAAAACCAAUUGGAAGAUCGAAGAAACAUAAUACUAAUGUAGACCCUAAUACGAUAGAUCUUACGGAGUCUAUAAUACCAGGUCAAGGGUACAUUCAGGAAUUUAAUAUAAACCAUUUCUGCAAGGUUCCAAAUUACUUUGUAACUACAAAUGCUCCAAAUGCUGGAUCAUCGGCAUCAUCUAUUUUGAAAGACAUGAAGAAGCCAAUUGGUUCAUCUUCAGGUUCAUCCUUAUUAUUUGGUGACAAUGUCAAGUUAGCAAAGAAUGUUCAGCAAUUGGUAUUUACGAAUGAAAGUGAUAAUUACAAUCAUGCGAAAUAUUAUUAUACCAAAAGUUAUAGAGGCCCUGGAAGUGGAAACUACAAGGAUGCAGCUUUGAUCAGUAAAAUGAAUAAAAUUCCAAUGGCUUCAAAUUCUAAGUCUAUCAAAACUCCACACAAAGUUACGAAAGAUAUCGCCAAACUCAAUAAUAAAAGGUAUAACGCUAACGUGAAGGGAUUAAUGCACGAUAGAUUCAAUAAGCCACUUGUUGAAUCUAUUCUUAAUAAGCAAAGAGAAGAUAUUGAUGAUUGUGUCAAUUUAGAAAUGUUACACAAUAAUUUACAAUUUAAUCUUUUAUUGAAUACUUAUAGAGAAAUGGCGGACGAAACUUGGACAAACUAUUAUAAAUUUAAGCUUGUCGAUUUUGAACAACUAUCCGUGGAUAAAAAACAAAAAGUUGAAGAAAAAGCACAACAAGAAUCACUCGAGUCUGAAGCGCAGGUUCCUGGUGCAGAAUUCAAUCCGCCAAUGCAGAAUUUCACGCUAGCUGAUAAGUAUGUUCAUCCCUCAGCUCAUAAGGAAAUAUUAUCGAAGCUUCCAGUCGAAUUGCGUGAUGAAGACUCUAAUAACAAUGAUUCUCGUUCAAUCAAGAAUCCUCUUUAUUACACUGCAACGUACCCUGAUGUUAAUAAUCCGGAAUUAUUAAAUAAAGUUGAAGUAGUUAAAUUACCGAAUGCAAACGCUAUAGGUUGGGAUAAUAUGAGAAAGUAUAAACGCGAUUAA